AUGAACGAGGCGAAGGUGGCCAAUAUCCUUUCCUACCUUGACAGUGCUGCCGAGACGCGGUGCGAGGUGCAAAACAUGCGAGACGGCACACUCGCUACCAGUCUCUCCAGCGCAGUGCCGCUCACGUCGUCAGCGCUGCAGCACAUCACGGCCAGCUCGCCGGCACCGUCAUCCAUUGGUGCCUCGCCGAACGGAACCCCGACCCGCCUCCACGCACCGCCGCUACGAUCAGUAUCGCCGCCAUCUGUUGGUGUAUCGGCGGUGCCCGUGUCGUGGAUUACCGGCGGCGGCGCCGAGUCUGCCCAGAACACAUACCUCGGUAUCAAGAAGCGUAUUGAGGGCAUGCAGUUCGAGAAUGAGCAGCUUCGCCGCGACAAUGCUGAGCUCCGUAGUCGCCUCCAGCAAUGGCGUGCCGAGGAGGCACACCGCAAGGAGGAGAUGCGCGAGUCUGUACAGGGCGAGAUAGACGAUCUACGUACGUCUCAUGCGAAGGAACGCAAGCGCUUAAAGGCGGAAAAUGAGAAGCUGGCAAAGGCCAAGGAAGAACUGACGUGCGAGGUAGACAAACUUACGGUGAGGCUGCGCAACGAAGCGGCGAAACACGCUGAGGACACUCGGCGACUAGAAGCGACAAACGCAGCAGCCCUGUCGUCUUUGCGCACCAAAUGGGCUGCGCAGGAGAAGGUGAACCGCGAGAAGUGGCGGCUGGCGGAGGCGAAACGCAUCAAGGAAUCGACGCUGCAGUCCCUCGAGCCAGAUAUUGUGCUGCUGCUGAAUCGGCACAAAGCUGAGAAAGCGCGGCUGCGCGAGGAGUACGAAAAUGAAUUGCGCCAUCGAGACGAGAUCAUCGCUGCCAAAGAUGCCUCCGUAGAGGAGUUGAAGUCGAAGCUACGGCGGGAGGCGGAGGAGCUGCUCAGCCGCGAGCAGGAGGCUGUGCGAGAUCGCCUCCGCGACGAGAGCGAACGCAUUCAUCGACAGCUCGAGGAGGAGCGCCGUCUUGAGCAGCGAAGGCGCGAGCAUCUAGAGCACCACUUUGAGGAUCAGAAGCUCACGUUGCAACGAGAGAUCGAGCGACUUGGGAAGGAGGUGCUGCGCCUGCAGAGCGCACAGACAACGGAGCAGGCCUCCUUCCACGAGGCGGUGACAACGGAGGUGGCGCGCAUCACAGGCGAGAUGAACGAACGCAUGACGAACCUAAAGGAGAAGCUGAUGCUGGAGUUCGCAAACCGCGAGAAGGACGCACGGGAGGAAAACCAGCGCUAUUUACAAGCAAAAGAGGCGGAGAUGCGCAAGAAGUGCGAGCUGGAGCGCGACGCAGCGGUAACCAAGGUGGUACAGCGGCUCGAGGAGGAGCACCUGCGCGCUUUGGAGUCUGCGAGGGGUAGUGAUGGGAUGCUGCGGGAGCGCUACAUACAAGUUACGCGUGAAAAGGAGCGACUGCAAGUGGAGCUUGACCUCGUCCAGGAGCAGCUAAGCACCGCCCUCGAGGCCAACCGCAGCAAAGCCGAGGAGCUGCAGCGCAUUCAAGAUAUGACAAACCUCUCGGAACAGCACAUAAGCGCCAUCGAGGACAAGGUACGCUCCGAGUACACGAAGCGCAUGAGCAUACUGGACAACGAAUGGCAGAAGAAGCUUCACGAGUUCGAGACCCAGCACGUGAAAGAGGUAUGGGAGCUACAGCAGCGCCACAGCACCGCAGUGCAGGAGGUGGCUCGCCUGAAGUCUGAGUUUGAGAUGGAGAAGAAAUCCUUGGAGCAGCGCCACCAUGCAGAGCUAAGUCAGAUCAACGAGCGCGUCCUCGUGGCCAUCACGAAGAAGGAGAACACAAUCCACCAUCAGUCCGAGCAGCUGUUGAGCUUGCAGGAGGCUGUCAGUCUUCGAGACCAAGAGCUGCAGCGACAUCGCCAGCUGCUGCUGUGA
Messenger RNA from Leishmania braziliensis MHOM/BR/75/M2904, 1920 nucleotides. RefSeq lists its product as hypothetical. Bases 1 to 1920 code for a protein of 639 amino acids. The record is from RefSeq and is a predicted model, not a curated record. Gene Ontology annotation, biological process: intraciliary transport involved in cilium assembly. The transcript has a single exon. NCBI's taxonomy places the organism in Eukaryota, Euglenozoa, Kinetoplastea, Trypanosomatida, Trypanosomatidae.